Molecule: messenger RNA, 2542 nt
Organism: Lampris incognitus (smalleye Pacific opah)
Lineage: Eukaryota; Metazoa; Chordata; Actinopteri; Lampriformes; Lampridae
Product: protein EFR3 homolog B-like
Exons: 22
Coding region: 105-2483 (792 amino acids)
Biological process (GO): protein localization to plasma membrane
Cellular component (GO): plasma membrane
Source: RefSeq, a predicted model, not a curated record
UGUGUGUUGAUAUGUGUGUAGAGUGUAGAUUAGUGACACUUUGGAUGUGAAUUGUGUGUGUGUGUGUGUGUGUGUGUGUGUGGGUGGCAUUAUUGCAUCCACUCAUGUACGGCAUGUGUGGUUGUUGUUCGGCCCUCAGGCCACGCUAUAAAAGGUUGGUGGACAACAUCUUCCCAGAAGACCCGGAGGAGGGUCUAGUCAGAGCCAACAUGGAGAAGUUGACAUUCUAUGCCCUUUCAGCCCCGGAGAAGUUGGAUCGUAUCGGAGCCUACCUGUCCGAAAGACUGUCCAGAGACGUAGCCAGACACAGAUAUGGCUAUGUGUGUAUUGCCAUGGAGGCCCUGGAGCAGCUGUUGAUGGCGUGUCAUUGUCAGAGUAUCAACCUGUUUGUGGAGAGCUUCCUCACCAUGGUCAGAAAACUGCUGGAGGCCGACAAACCCAACCUGCAAAUCCUGGGGACCAACUCGUUUGUAAAGUUUGCAAACAUCGAGGAGGACACGGCCUCUUACCACCGCAGUUACGACUUUUUUGUGUCGCGGUUCAGCGAGAUGUGUCACUCCAACUACGAAGACCCUGACAUCCGAACCAAGAUCCGGCUGGCAGGGAUCCGGGGUCUGCAGGGUGUGGUCAGGAAGACGGUGAAUGAUGAACUGCAGGUAAACAUCUGGGAGCCGCGUCACAUGGAGAAGAUCAUCCCCUCGCUGCUGUUCAACCUGCUGCAAGACCCCAACACACACAGUUCCCCUGGGUCACAGAUUGACAGGCCAGUUGAACAAACUGAACGAUGCUUCAGAGAACUGCUGAGCAGAGCAGCCUAUGGUCACAUAAACACCGCUAUCAGACCUGUGCUAAUGCACCUGGAUAACCAUGGUCUGUGGGAGGGCAGGAGUUUAGCGGUUCGGUGUUUCCAGAUCAUCAUGUUCUCCAUUCAGAGCCAGCACUCCCAUCUGGUCAUCCAGCAGCUGUUGGGUCAUCUGGACGCCAACAGUCAGAGUCCAGCCUCGGUCCGGGCCGGGAUUGUGGAGGUUCUGUCUGAGGCAGCUGUCAUAGAGGCCAGCGGAUCAGUUGGUCCUACAGUGCUGGAGGUGUUUAACACUUUGCUCAGACAGCUGAGGCAGAGUGUCGACUACCAGCUGACUGGAUUCUCCAGGACCUCCCCCACCGAGGAGACCCAGCUACAGGAAGCUGUCAUCAGGACCAUAGGCUCGUUCGCCAACAAACUCCCCAUUUACCAGAGGUCAGAGGUCAUGCUCUUCAUCAUGGGCAAGAUCCCUGUUCCUGGAAUCUACCCUGUCCUGGGCUCCCCCAACUCUGGGUUUGAAGGCAGCAGAAUGAUCCAGGUGAUGCUACUGAAGUCUCUGCUUCAGGUGGCGCAAAGCUACGACAGCACUAACAUGCUGACUGCGUUACCAAGCUCCUUCCUACAGCCACUCCUCUCCUACACCCUGAUGGAGGACCCCGAGAUCCGGUUGUUGGUUCUGUCCAUCCUCACCUCCCUCAUUGACCGACACCACAACGCCAGCACCCUGAAAACCAUCAGGUCAGCACUGUCUGAUGUCUCAGUUCUAAACCUGAAGGUGGAUAAAUGCUCUCAACAAGACAACCUCUUCAUGAGGAAGCACGCUCAGCGACUCUAUAGGCACAUCUUCCUUGGCUGCAAAGAGGAGAACAGUGGACGGAGUCACUAUGAGGCUCUCUUCAUGCUGUUGGCUCUGCUCAGCGUGGAGCUGGCCAGUGAGGAGGUGGUGGUGGACUUGGUCAGACUGGUCCUCGCUCUGCAGGAGCUGGCUCUGGCCAACCAGGAGCAGCUGUCGGUGUACAACCGCUGUGCUAUCCACGCCCUGUCAGCCGCUUUCCUCAGCCUCCUCUCCCAUCUCACCAGCAUCCCAGCGUUCUGCCAGCAUGUCCGCCAGGUUAUAGAGUUCAGACAGAAAGAGAUGCCCUACCUUCUGCCCAGCGACCUCUUCACUGAGACCCCAAGGCUACCAGAGGCUGUUUUGGACAUCGGGGAGCAGUAUUUGUUUAUCCAGACGAAGAUUUCAGAGAUUAUGGGAGGAAACGGCUACAACACAGACAAACUCAACACAUCAUACACACCCCAGAUAUCUGAUGAGGAUCGUCUAUCUAAAAGGAAGAGUAUCGGAGAUGUCGUCUCCUUACAGGACAUGGAGCCACAUUACAACCCAGAAAUACAGCAGAAGUCUCCGGUAGAGCAGAUCACCUUUGAGACGCUGAAGAGCACCAUCGUGGACGGUGGGAGUGUGGAGGAGCAGGAGAGGAGGAGGCAGCUGGUGGAGAGGUUUCAGACCGCCCCCUUUGAGGAGAUCGCUGCCCACUGUGGGGCGAGGGCCUCCUUGCUGCAGUCUAAGCUGGAGGAGAUCUUUGAGGUCACCAUCAGGGCCCUGCCCUCCCCGUCAGGAGGCUCCCUGCCCCGCUCCACCCCCCUCUACGAGAUGAAGUUCCCUGACCUGUGUGUCUACUAGACCAAGGAAGCGCACACACACACAGAGCCGUGUCGGGUUACGUCCGGCAAGUCAUUGAA